Molecule: messenger RNA, 1576 nt
Organism: Mustela lutreola (European mink)
Lineage: Eukaryota; Metazoa; Chordata; Mammalia; Carnivora; Mustelidae
Gene: ZNF277
Product: zinc finger protein 277
Exons: 13
Coding region: 99-1505 (468 amino acids)
Source: RefSeq, a predicted model, not a curated record
UGAAGGAAACCCUGCGUUGAUGGGGAGUUCGCCUCCAGUCGCGUUUCCAUUGGUUCCGGACCAGCCUGGCGGCCCUCCUUUUUCUCCUCUGCCACGUAAUGGCUGCCCCCGAGACCCAGGGGGCUGCUGCCGGAGGGGAGGAGGACUGUGAGGGCAACCACAGCAAAGUCGCGGGUGUCAGUUAUGAGGAUUACCUUCUUCCUGACCUAGCCAAGGAGUGUGUGCAUAGUAAGGAUUGUAUCCUGGAGCCGCUUUCCCUGCCAGAAAGUCCAGGUGGCAUCACCGCUUUAGAAGGUUCUCCAUCUGUGCCUUGUAUUUUCUGUGAAGAACAUUUUCCUAUGGAUGAACAAGACAAAGUUCUGAAGCACAUGAUUAUUGAACAUAAGAUGGUCAUAGCUGAUGUCAAGUUGGUUGCUGAUUUCCAAAGGUACAUUUUAUAUUGGAGGAAAAGGUUCACUGAACAGCCCAUUACAGAUUUUUGUAGUGUGAUAAGAAUCAAUUCCACAGCUCCACUUGAAGAACAAGACAAUUACUUUUUGUUAUGUGACGUUUUACCAGAAGAUCGACUACUUAGAGAAGAACUUCAGAAAGAGAGACUGAAAGAAAUUCUGGAACAACAGCAGCAAGAAAGAAAUGAUAACCAUUUUCACGGUAUUUGUAUGUUUUGCAAUGAGGAAUUUUUCGGGAACAGAUCUGUUCUUUUAAACCACAUGGCCAGAGAACAUGCUUUCAACAUUGGAUUGCCAGACAACAUUGUAAACUGCAAUGAAUUUCUAUGCACUUUACAGAAAAAGCUGGACAACUUGCAGUGCUUGUACUGUGAGAAAACCUUCAGGGACAAAAAUACACUUAAAGAUCAUAUGAGGAAAAAACAGCAUCGGAGGAUUAAUCCUAAGAACAGAGAAUAUGACCGAUUUUAUGUCAUCAAUUAUUUGGAACUUGGAAAGUCGUGGGAGGAAGUUCAACUGGAAGAUGAUCGGGAGUUGCUAGACCAUCAGGAAGAUGACUGGUCUGAUUGGGAAGAACGCCCUGACUCUGCUGUCUGCCUAUUUUGUGAAAAGCAAGCAGAAACCAUUGAGAAAUUAUGUAUCCACAUGGAGGAUGCUCACGAGUUUGAUCUCCUCAAAAUAAAGUCAGAACUUGGAUUAAAUUUCUACCAGCAAGUAAAACUGGUCAAUUUCAUCCGGAGACAAAUUCACCAAUGUAAAUGUUAUGGCUGCCAUGUGAAAUUCAAAUCCAAAGCAGAGUUAAGGACGCAUAUGGAAGAAGCUAAACAUACAUCACUGCUUCCUGAAAGAAAGACGUGGGAUCAACCAGAGUAUUAUUUUCCAACCUAUGAAAACGACACUCUACUAUGUACACUGUCUGACAGUGAAAGUGACCUGACAGCUCAGGAACAAAAUGGAAAUAUUACCAUCAUCAGUGAAGAUAUAUCUAAACUGCAUGCUUUGAAACAAAGCAGUAUUUUGAAUCAGUUGCUACUACAUGAGAGUUUGAAAAACUAGAAGAAAAUGCCACAGAAAAACUAGAAGACAAUGCAACUUCUUGUGUUUUUUCUCUUAUGAGACGAUUAAUA